Molecule: messenger RNA, 3852 nt
Organism: Closterium sp. NIES-65
Lineage: Eukaryota; Viridiplantae; Streptophyta; Zygnematophyceae; Desmidiales; Closteriaceae
Source: the annotation of a GenBank genome assembly
AUGGACAUAGAGCCGCAGUUCCGCGCGCAGCAGUACCACGCGCCGCGCCAAGACCCGCCCAACGUCGUUAGCGUUGCUGACGCCACCAUGGAUGAAGUCGGCAGCCCGGACCGCAUGCCCCGCCGCUCCCCCCUGCAGCCCUCACCAGACCACUACGCUCGCUCGUCUCCGACCGCUUGCGAGCCGCACGUUCCGUCCAACGCAGGCAGCUAUGACCCCCGAAGCGGUUACCAAGUUACUCCUAGUAGGACCGCGUCGCCUCCCAGGCGGGACUCGAAUUCCCUCUUUUCUCGCCGAAACCGCGGAGCGCUCAGUCCACUGACCACGUUUCAAUCCCCUUCCACCUCCGCCCAAGCUUCGUCCGCUUCCGCCGCUCCGCUGAAUCUAGAAUCCGCCGCGCAAGGCGGCUUUGCCCCUGCCAAUGGGGCGCGGAGCUCCCGUUCCCCCUCCCCCCGCUUUUUCCAGCCCGCUACAGGCACCGACUCCCCGACAAUCUCCCCCGACCAUCCCCGCACCGGACUGUACCUGGGACCCGCGCCACGGAAUUCCCCGCGCGGAACGGCGGGCGGCGGAAUGCCGUCCGCUCAACGUGCGGGUUCGCCAGCUGGUGUGGCGGGCGGCGCUGGGACUGGCGCGGGGCUUCAAGUGAACCCGUUCAUCCUGGCGCACGGGGGCUGUCCGCGGUCCCCCAUGCGCUCCCGCCAACAGCUUUCCGCGCAUGGUGGCUCGCAGCGCGCAAUUGCGCCAUCUCCGCUUUCCGAGCUGCUUAGCGCGGGAGGUUCGAAUCGAAUGGAUAUCCAGCCUGGCUCGCUAGAAGCAGACUCGUUACAGAUACAGAUUCCGAAGGAUCACAAGCCUCUGUCGCAGCAGCAUUUUACAAAUGACGGUCGAUCGCAACACGGGCAGCAGAGGGAGGAACUCCUGCAAGAGAGCGACUCGUGCUUGGAGCAGCAGUUCCAGCAGCCGUCACAGCAGCAAGCGCGGCAGCUUUAUUCCCAGCAGAGCGUGCCGUCCGCCGUGCCGUCCUCCGUGCCGCCCCAUCGGUCUCCACGAUCGUCGUCACUCGACAGCUACGACCACGUCAUCGCGUCGCACGCGCCCGUCGCGUAUCGCGCGCAGCUGCCCUCCCCCAAGCAACUCUCCGCGCCUCUCAACCCGCACGCGUCGCAAACUACUCCGCCGCGGAGCGGCGCGCCAGGCCACAUUUCCCCCUCGCGCGGGGGCGCGGGGCCGCCGAGCGCCUGCGCGCCCAUCGCCACCCCCCGGCCGGUCCGCCCGGCCCAUCGGCGCACAGCCUCCGCUUCCGCCGCCUCCGCGCUCCUCCAGCACAACUUCUCCGCCGACAUGCUCGAGGGCAGCUCCUCCCCGCGCCCCGCUUUCUUCUCCCGCCCGCCCCCCUCCCCGCGCCACACACCCGCGCAGCCUAUUGCGCCAUCCGCCGCAGCGGCGCUCGUGGCCGCCGCUUCCGCGGGAAGCGGACCCGCGACGCCUCGGGGAGCCUCUCCGCGAAGGAGCUCUUCCCCCGCGGGAGUGCGCGCGGUGAACAGUGCGAGCCGCGCCGCACAGGACUUGCACGCGCGGCUGCUAGCUGCCGCUCAGAUGAUUGCCGACGGGGACACGGCGGGUGCAGCUGCUACAGCAGAAGCGGCAGCGGCUGUAGCGGCUGCGAUGCAGCAGCAGCAGCAGCAAUGGCAGGCGCAACAGCAGCAGCAGGCGCACCAGGCGCAGCAGCAGCAGCAGCAGGGAGGGGGGAAGCGGCAGGGCCGGGCAAUAGGGAUUUCGGAACUGCAGAUGGAGCGGGGGGGCGCGCAAGGAAGCUCCGCGCCAGACGGGAGUUUCCCGUUUAGGGGAAACUCCCCGCUGAGGCAAGCUGGCGGCGCAGCAGCGGUGGGGGUAGCGGGCCACGCGGAGAGGGCAGGGGGAGACGCGGCCGGAGCAGAAAUGCGCACAGGCGGAGCAGGCGCGGGGGGAGUCUCCCCCACCUCUGAGCGCGCGGAGCAGUUGAAGCGGCGGGGGAGCGCGAUGCUGGGGGAAGAGGAGAUGCGCGCCCUCUCGCACAUGUCCCUGGGGGGUCCCUCAGGGGGCGUUGCGCGUUCAGGUGGAAUUUCAGGUAGGCGCGCAGGCGCAGGUGACUUUGCAGGUUUCUCGGGUGCUGGUAACGGGGGAGCUAGUAUCGGGGAUGCGGGGGCGUGCAAUCGUCCUGUGAAGCAGCGGGUGUCCACAGGCCAUCGAUCCGCCUCCAGUGGCGUUGGCGGGGGUAGCGGCGGGGGGAGCGGCGGAGGCAGCGGCGGGGGGAGUGGUGAUUAUCCAUCCGCGCUUUCCGCCGCCGCAGCUGCUGCACUAGCCGCAGCUGGGGCUCCAGUGGGGAUUUCCCCAGGGGAAAUUACCCAAAUAGCCCAGAAAUGGAUGGAGCUGCAGGCGGGGGGGUGCCUGGGCGGGUACAUGCACAGUUCGCCCUCGCCUUCCGCCGCUGCUGCCGCCGCCGCUGCUGCUGCGGCCGCACGCGCUUCUGCGUCUGUCGCUGCUGCUGAUGUGGCGGCAGCAGCUCGCGCACAGAAAGCAGCAGCGGAAGCGGCGGCGGCGGCAGCAGCAGGAGGCGCAGGAGGCGCCUCGUUAGGCGGCGCCUCUCCCGUUUCCGCAACAGCAGCGCGAGCAGCAGCCAAUAGGAGAGCCGCACGUCAUCGCCGCACAGGCAGCGCGGAUUUCGUAUUGAACAACCCGGGGGAGGCGCUGAAGUCUGCAGGCCCCCUGCGCCAGACUCUCAAGCGCGCCAGCGCCAGCGGGAACACACAGCAGCAGGCUCGCCCGCAGCACCAGGUGGUUCCUCAGGUGUUUUCUCAGGUGGUGGCGCCACACCGCCAGCAGCAGGGGCGGCAGCUGAACGCUACACUGGGCGCUGGCAUGCGCAAGCCAGCAAGUUUUUCGGGCAACGUGGAGGAUGUUUUCGGGCAGUACGAGGGGUUGCCCCCACGAGACCAUGUUCUUAGGAAAGAGUAUGGGGAGAUUAAAGGCCUAUUUGUUCUGCAUAGUAAGGAGCUGGGCAGCGGGCAGUUUGGAAUCAUUCGGCCGUGCAUGGAGGUGGCGACCGGGCAGGUGUUUGCGUGCAAGACCAUCAACAAGAAAUGUAUUCAGACGAAGGAGGACGCGGAGGACAUUCGCAAGGAGGUGGCGUGCCUCACACUGCUGCGCAACCACCCCACCAUCGUGACUCUCAAAGACACCGUGGAGGACGAGGAGAACAUCCACAUAGUGAUGGAGCUGUGUCAGGGCGGCGAUCUCUUCGACCGGGUGAGCAGCAGUGGGCGGCUGUCGGAGCAGAGUGCCGCCCGGCUGUGCAGAGCGCUGGUGGAGGCGCUGCUGCACUGCCACUGCCACGGCAUCCUGCACCGCGACAUCAAGCCCGAAAACAUCCUGCUCUGCGACCGGUCGGAGGAUUCAAGGAUCAAGCUCGUUGACUUUGGGGUGGCCACCUUCUUUGACCCCGGCAAGCGGCUGACGGAGAUGCUGGGCACGCCCGAGUACAUGGCGCCAGAGGUGCUGCUGCAGUCCUACGGCCCCGAGGCCGACAUCUGGUCGGCGGGCGUCGUUUUAUACAUCCUGCUGUGCGGCGUGCCGCCCUUCUGGGCGUCGUCGCGCAAGUGCGUGGCGGAGGCGAUUCUCAAGGGAUCCGUGAGCUUUAAGUCUGCUAAGUGGGCGAAUGCGAGCGAGGAGUGCAAGGACCUUGUAAGGAGGAUGCUUACAAAGGAUCCACGGGAGAGAAUAACGGCACUGGAAAUCCUGGGUGAGUGCGAGGGUGGGGCGGGAGAGUGGAAGGCGGAAAUGACAGGCGCCGGGCGGCAUGAGUCUCGGUAA